CUUUAAUAGUAGGUUGUUAGUUAGUUCUAGCCCUGUCGGCCUUGGCAUAGCAAGGUCCAUUCCUGAAGAAGGCCGCCCACGAGGGGAACGCGUCGAGAGCAGUGAGAAAUGGCCGACAGGUUUCCUCCUCCGCCCAUGAAGGCCACCCAGGACCAAAUGGACGCAGCUGAUGUCCCGUACCACUACCGGGACUAUUGCGCGCAUAUGUACAUCGACUACAAGGAAUGCCGUCUUACGAACGGCUUUUCGUGGAGGUCAAAGUGCAACCACGAGCUGCACGCGUACAACAAGUGCGAGUACAAGGAGUUCAAGCGGCGGGUCGCUAUUGCCAUUGAGGAGAAGCGCAGGCGUGGUCUCAUUGCGUAAGGAGCCAUGGACAGCAGGAAUAGCGUGGCGGCGUGCGGAGCAGGCGAUAUGACACGUUUGGAUUUUCAGCGUUGACGAUCAAGUGGCAUACCCCAUGCAUCCAACCCAUGGCGUCAUGCAACUAGGGGAAGAGCUCCGCCUUCUGGGGGCUGGAGUUUAAGCAGCUUAUUGAGUAAUGUAGGUUAAAUUUUCUUGCGAUGGGAGCACAGAGUACAGGGGAUGUCCGGGCGGUGGGGGAUGGUCGCCUUUACGGUCUGUGCAUGUGUGUUGUACGGAACCACUGAGGGGAGCAUGUUGCGUUCCAUCUCCAAUGGUGAAGCAGACGUCCUGUCGCAUGUUGAACGUGUGUCCGGAUGGUUCUGAGUAGGCGCAAUGUUAUUACGUUAGCGAAUCAGGGUCAUUCACUUGACUUCGCUACUUGGUACUUGCGCAGGCUUUCGCGCUGUGAGGAUACCACACCUCAUUGUAAGAUUGUCAGAUAUCAAAUAGAAUUAAUAUGCCGGUUAAAGACUUGAGUAAUUUGUUUAUUGGCAACUUGGACUAGACAGCUUCAAAUGGAAGACACACACAGCUGUUGACUUCUAGCGCAGCCAGCGUUGCGCCAGGGAACAGUUAAACUAUGACAGAACUAGCGAAAGGCAGUGGAGCGCCUCCGGUGUCCACUUCGCCCUUCUUUCAGCAUGGCUUGGUGGCCCUUAGUGUCGCUGCAAUCCUCGCCCCGUUUAGUUACUAUAUGGGGCAUGCAGCGCGCUUGCUUAAAUUACCGCAAAUCACGGGGUAUCUCGUCUCCGGUAUCAUCUGCGGUCCCUACUUGCUCGGCAUCCUCUCUACUGAGUCCGUUGUGGAUUUGAACAUUAUAGAAGGCGCCUGCCUUAGUAUAAUUGGGCUCGCAGCAGGCGCGGAGCUGCAUCUUAGUGAGCUGUCGAGAAGCAAAAAGCAGGUGUUGAGCAUAACCUUCGGUAUCUGUAUCUCGACAUGGCUUGUUUGCUACGGCGCGUUCGAGUACACGGGUGCCUUGCUGCCGAAACUCGGCGAACUAGAUGCUGCCCACAUGGUGGCGAUAGCUUCCCUCGGCGCCACCCUUAUGAUGGCUCGGUCACCCGCAUCGGCGAUCGCGGUGCUCAAGGAGAUGGACGGCAAGGGCCCCUUCUGCUCGCUGGUGAUGGCGGUGGUGGUGGUGAAGGAUGUGGUGGUCAUCAUCGCGUAUGCGGUCAACGUGGAGCUCAUACGCGUGUCCAUCCUUCCCUCCUCCUCCGCCCCCUCCCGCCCGCCGCUGCUGAGCAUGUCGCUGCCGCUGCUGAGUGUGCUGCUGAGCGCCAGUGUGGGGGUGUGCGGCGCGCUGCUGCUGGGGGCGGCGCUGCGGGGGCAGGCGCUGCUGGCGGCGCUGGCGCCCAACAUGGGCCCGGCGGGCGUGUUCAAGGUGAAGCAGGGUGUGGUGCUGCUGGUGUCCACCUGCAUCUUCCAGGCGGCCCACCAGCUGGACGCGGAGCCGCUGCUGGCGUGCGUCACCAUGGGGCUGGUGCUGGCAAACAGGAGGCACGAGCGCGCCGACAAGGAGCGCGAGGAGCUGCACGCCAUGGUGAGCCAGAUCAUGGGGCUCACCAAUGUGGCCUUCUUCGGACUGGCGGGCGCAUCGCUCAAAGUGGGUGCGCUGAAGGACAUGUUCAGCGCGGCGCUGCUGGUGUUCGGCGCCCGGCUGGCGGCCAUCUGGCUGGGCUCCUGGCUGGGCUGCUACGGCAGCAGCUGCCCGGGCGAGGUGCGGCGGAUGUUCUGGAUGAGCAUGGUGACGCAGGCGGGGGUGGCCAUGGGGCUGGCGAGGCUGGCGGGCACACGCUUCCCGGACUGGGGGCCGCACUUCCAGACGUUCAUGAUGGCCAUCAUCCUGUUGAACCUGCUGGUGGGUCCGCCGCUGUUCCGGUCCGCGCUGGUGCGCAUGGGCGAGGCGCGGGCGCUGCUGCUGCUGCCCAUCAAGGGCACCGCCUCGGGCGGGCAGCAGCUGGGCGGCAUGGGGUCGCUGAAGGAGAACGGGG
Messenger RNA from Astrephomene gubernaculifera, 2396 nucleotides. The record is from the annotation of a GenBank genome assembly. Lineage: Eukaryota; Viridiplantae; Chlorophyta; Chlorophyceae; Chlamydomonadales; Astrephomenaceae.